AUGCCAAGCGACGGAAGCGAGACGUGCCUACCUGUACCCCCUCCUCGCCUCGCAGGUGCCUUAUCAGUAGUCCGCACUGAUAACGACGACGGCGAGAGAGCCACGAGCGAGACGCCGGUGGAGGGGCGUGAAUUCUCGUUCCUUUGGCAGACGCAGGCCCCCAGUCCCUCGCCCAUCGACGCCGGGCCUCCACCAGCCAUGAACUCAGGGUCGAUCUCGCCGAGCGUCCUGGAGAAGGCAGGGCUCGCUCGCUCCCUCGUGUUUCUAGGUCAGAAGAGGUCGCCGUCUUAUGUAACCGAGACCACGAAACUGCCCUCUGACUUGGCCGACGGAGAGGUUUUGGUUCGCGUGGAGCUGGCCACUAUCUGCGGCUCCGACUUGCACACGCUCAAGGGCCUACGGAAGCCGCCCUACCCAUGCGUCCUGGGUCACGAGGGCUGCGGCGAGGUGGUGGCGUCGCAGAGAGCGGAGGCGAAGGUGGGCGAGAGAGUGACGUGGGGCGUGUGUGCAUCUUGCAACAGCUGCUUUCUCUGUUCGCUCGGCCUGCAGAAUAAGUGCGUCUCUUUGUUAAAGUGCGGCCAAACACUCAUCUCUUCCGCCACCCUCUUCGGCACCUACACCACCCACGUGCUCUGUCGGCCUGGUACGCCCAUCGUCCCUCUCCCGCCCGUCCUCACGCCCAAACUAGCCGCCCCUAUUAACUGCGCCUUGGCCACGAUGGUCCACGCCCUCAGUAAGGUGCCGCCCACGCCCAAGGCAGGCCAACUCGGUGCCCAAGUGGCGAUGAUUCAGGGUGCAGGUAUGCUUGGUAUGUAUGGUGCAGCGUUAUUAAAGGAAGCAGGUUAUACUAAGGUCUUCUGUGUGGACAUAAACCGAUCAAGACUCAGCCGAGUUGUAGAAUUCGGUGGUAUUCCUGUCCAUCCCGAACACGAGGAGGAACUAGUGGAAUCUGACAGCGUUGACGUCGUCUUCGAAGUAUGCGGACACAAAAAUGUCAUACCUCAGGGAAUAAGGGCACUACGGACAGGAGGAACGUACGUGUUAGUGGGUCUCGUACAUCCGGACUCCAAUAUGGACGUCACAGCUUAUUCCAUUAUCCAAAAGUGUCUUACGAUUGUUGGCGUGCACAACUACACAGGUCAUCAUCUCAAAGACGCAGUGGCCUUCCUGACCCGCAACCACGACCGCUACCCGUUCAGUGCACUCAUUGGGCCCACGUACCCACUGUCUGAAUUCCGGAGCGCAGUUGAUGUAGCUAAUUCGGGCCAGUUCUUCCGUGUUGCCAUAAACCCGCACCAGUAAACCCUACAGCUCGUACAAGUGUUCGAGAGGUGUUUCAAGGUCCCCUUUGUGUGGUAACGAUGGCUCUCAGCUGUUCAGAGAUAGGUGAAUGAACUGAAAAUAAUGAUGAAUAGAUUUAUCUUUUUUUUUGGAAAAAAAUGGAAGUGUUGAUGUUAUUCUGAUGUUUAUAUAGAGAACAGCAAAUUUAGGAAGUCAAGUUAUGGAUACUUUGAUUUUUGUUAUCUUUGUUGUUGUUGUUGUUAUUGUUGUUGUAUAACUGAAUAUUUACGAUUCCUUGUAGUAAUGCGAAUCAUGGAGAGGACUCUGAGUGGAUUAGGGAAUUUAGAAUAUUUAAAACGAAGGAGAUGGAAUAAGUGUCAAUUAUCAAAUAUUACACAGACACAAGCUCACCUACAAACACACACACACACACACACACACACACACACACACACACACACACACACACACACACACACACACACACACACACACAAACAAACACACACACACACACACAGAAAAGAGAAACACAAAUUGAGAGAGAAACACCUUGUCUGUACAUAUGUGCUUAUAUAAAAAAUAUACCUUGUAAAAUGAGUACUUAUUUGUGUGUCAUAUUACAAUAAGGUCAACAGGUUAUAAAAUUCCACUCUGUUUUUCGUCCUAAAAUAGCUGUGCAUUAAAUGUUCAUGAUGUUCAUUAUUUCACUGUAUAAAAAAAUAUAUAUAUGAUACCAUUUGACACAAUGCUGUUAUUUGUCAGUGGAAAGGAAUGUAUUCUAUUUUGCAUUUUGUUAAUUAUGAAUUAAACAUUUUACUCUCUUUACUAUUAUCAACUUGGAUGCUAUUGUACUGACGCCAUUUUUAAAAGAUAUUAAAUGUCAUGUUUUCUUGGUGA
Molecule: messenger RNA, 2181 nt
Organism: Penaeus indicus
Lineage: Eukaryota; Metazoa; Arthropoda; Malacostraca; Decapoda; Penaeidae
Product: 5-exo-hydroxycamphor dehydrogenase-like
Exons: 10
Coding region: 1-1302 (433 amino acids)
Source: RefSeq, a predicted model, not a curated record